CAGCUGACAAUAUUUAGUCUCGUUCCCGACUCCAACGCUGCCAUAACACAUAACGCUCCGGUUAGUUUUAAUAAAGUGUGUGCACUGCUGGCGGUGCGCCGUUAACAAACAAUUUUUAUUAUUAUUCGAAACUGUUGGGAUCGGAAGUGUAAGAACCUAAAUAGGUUGACCGUUACACAACACUGAUUCGAAACCCGUUUGCCGGCAAUUGUUAGCAAUUGUUUUGAAACGUGUUAGCACGCACAUAGUACAACGCACGCGUGUUUUCCCGAGUGCCUUUAAAAGUGAUUUUUUGUUAAUAAUAAGUGGUAGUACCAAAGCAAAGUCUACUAACAUGGUCAGCAAAACUCAGCAGGCGGAGGCCCAACAGUUGUACCCUCAGCCCACAAGAGUGGAACUACUAACGCCGCAAACAGAAACCAACCAGAAACCGCGAUGGGGAAGUCUCCUGCUUCUGGUGUCCCUGGCAACCACUUUCGGAGGAGCAGUAUCCACUGGUUACUGCAUAGGCGUUAUCAACGCGCCUUCCAAGCUCAUGAAAGUCUGGUGCAAUGAUACCAUACACGCCACCUAUGGCAGUAACCUCAGUGCGAGCGGCCUGGAUCUCUUGUGGUCGUGCAUCGUUUCUGUUUUCCUGGUCGGAGGCGCCAUCGGUUCGCUGGGCGGAGCUGGAGCGGCAAAUAAAUUCGGCAGAAAAGCAUGUUUUCUCAUCUGCGGCGCUCUGUUCACCGUGGGUGCGGUUCUGUUCUUCUUCUGCCGCGCCGCUGGCUCCGUGGAGAUGCUGGUGAUCGGAAGGUUUAUUGUGGGCCUGGCCUCCGGCCUCGUGACCGCCACCCUGCCCAUGUACCUCUCCGAAGUGGCUCCUUUGGCCCUGCGCGGAACCCUGGGAGUCUUCUGCGCCGUGGGCGUUACGGGAGGCGUGGUCGUAGGUCAGGUAUUCAGUCUGGCUGAUAUCUUCGGCACAGAGGAUCUCUGGCAUUACGCCUUGACCGCCUACAUGAUUUUGAUUGUUGUAUGCUACCUGCCAUCGUAUAUGUUCCCUGAAAGCCCCAAGUUCCUGUACAUCGUCAAGGGAAACCACGCGGCUGCCAAAAGGGAGCUUCAACGCCUCCGUGGCAAGGAUGCGGAUGAGCUCAUCGCCCAGGAAAUCGCCGAAAUGGAGGGGGAGGCCAAUGCCAAGGUCCAGACUAGCAGCUUCUGCGAUGUCCUGCGCGAUCCUCGGCUCACAUUGCCCCUCAUUAUUGUCUGCUGCUUUCAUGGCGGUCAGCAACUGUCGGGAAUCAAUGCGAUAUUUUACUACUCGGUGAGCAUCUUCGAGAAGGCCGGACUGUCAACGGUGAAUGCUCAGUGGGCCAAUUUGGGAGCUGGCUGCCUGAAUUUGUCCGUCUCCCUUCUGGGACCCUGGCUAAUGGCCUACUGCAACAGGCGAACACUCAUGAUGUUCUCCUGCGCCCUGUGCUCCGUCUUCCUAUUUACCAUCGCCUUCGUUUUGUUCUAUAUUGACCAAGUCAGCUGGUUCGCGAUUGCCUGCAUCGUCUGCAUAAUGGGUUAUAUAUUCUUUUACCAAUUUGGACUGGGUCCCAUUCCCUACUUCAUCGGAUCAGAACUGUUCGAGGUGGCUCCCCGCUCCGUGGCCAUGUCGAUGGGCAGCCUGGCCUCGUGGACGUGCAAUUUCAUAAUUGGCAUCUCGUUUCCCCUGCUCCAGAAUGCAUGGGGCGCCUUUGUCUUCCUGCCCUUCUCCAUUACCUGUGUGCUGCUCUUCCUGCUGACGAAAUUCUAUCUGCCGGAAACGCGGGGGCGCGAUCCUUCCGAGGUGGCGCCACUCGUAUCGAAGGGCUUCCGCUCCAAGGUCAAGUGAGACCUUGACAAAAGGACUCAUUUAGCAAUUAGUACUUAGUAUCCGGAAAUAUGUGGUAGUACUUGUUAACUUUAAUGGCCACUCAAUGAUUCGUCCAAGUCGAGUGCCUUUUGUAAAAGCCGACAAUAAGCCGGAAUCAUCAUUGUUCAGGGUCGAGUUGCUCUAACUAAUUGCAAUUUUUUACCUAGUCCGUAAGUUUUUUGUACAAACCAAUAAAUGCGAAACUGUAUCUAACUUUAAGAGUCACCCUGUAAGAAAGCUUUCAGCUUUCCGUCCCCUUAUCACUGCACAAGUUCAAUUAAAACGCCUUGGGACGGAACGCAAAGUAA
Messenger RNA from Drosophila ficusphila, 2187 nucleotides. RefSeq names its product solute carrier family 2, facilitated glucose transporter member 1 (gene sut1). Bases 335 to 1858 code for a protein of 507 amino acids. Gene Ontology annotation, cellular component: membrane. Gene Ontology annotation, biological process: monosaccharide transmembrane transport. Gene Ontology annotation, molecular function: hexose transmembrane transporter activity. Lineage: Eukaryota; Metazoa; Arthropoda; Insecta; Diptera; Drosophilidae. The transcript has 7 exons. The record is from RefSeq and is a predicted model, not a curated record.